ACCAAAAUCAUUGGACUACUUGAACACAAGGGGUUGAAUUGGACCUCUGGCUUCAGAAUCAGAUAUGGAGUGAAAGAGGACUCAGAAAAUAUGAAAGAGUGUCACAUGUCGCAGAACCUGAGACACGAGAUUAAACCAGUAGACAAGCACUAUGGCAUGACAGUAGAGCAUGAGCUCCAGUGUUCUCACAUCACAUUCAUCAAUCACGGGAUUCAGAUCCAACAUGAAAGGAGCCCUGGUCAUAUCCAGUCUUUACUUGACCUAAGCUAUGGCAAUCACUGGAACCAGGGCAGCAAUAAACAAAGAGUCCUCCUGAGUCAGUCCAUCAGGAACCAGUCUGGACAGGGUAUCAGCAGUUAUGGUGUGGAGUUUAGCCUACGAAUCCCAGACAAAGGACUCAAUUGCAGGAGUCAGUUUUUCUACUCCAACCAGAAAAGAAGGCAGUCUGAGAUGAGCACCCAUCUUAAGGUCAAUUAUAAUGACCAGAUUCCUCUAGUAGCUGGGAUUCAUUGGAAAGAUAUGUCUGCAAAAGCUUCAUUAAGAAAAUACGAAGGUUCCGUUAACAUGGACACACCGUGGCUAUUUGUCUACAUGACUCAUAAGUUAUCACAGCUCCAACAAGGCACAACCCAGUUUAGUUCUGAAAUUACAACUCGCAAGUUGGUUACUAUUCGAAACUUGAUGCUGGAUGGCCUCUACAGGGAAAGGGGCAGAGAUAGAGAAGGACACUUAUAUUUAUUCACACCAACACUCACCUAUCUAAAGGCAGGCGGGUACAUCAUAGCAGGGAAACGUCGAGUUAACACCUCAUGUUUCAUCAGCACAGCCUGGAUGCCAACGUUGAGAGGUGAGAUUUCACUUGGGAAUGGAAAAGAGUUGAAGACUCUGGAUAUGAGCACCAGCUAUGGCAAGCAGAAUUUCAACAUCUCUGCAAGCCUCAACAUUGUGGAUAAGAAGCUAAAAAAGAAGUUCUUGAUGAUGGCUAUGACUCUGGCAGACCUAAACAAUUCUUAUGUUGAGCUGGAUAUUGGCGGUAGAGUGGAAGAGCUGAGGAAAAACCUGAACUUGUAUCAAAAACGAUGGAUUCUGCAUUUCAGGCAGCCAUUUACAUUCCUCCCACAAAGUCUACAUCUCCAGAAGACAUUCACUAUUGAUCUGGAUAAAGGAAUCUACACGCUUGAGUCAAAGCUGCUGCUCAGUGAAAACAGAAAAGCUAUUCAUUUGCUGACUUUUGGAUUUCCACCACAACAGUUUCAACCAUAUGUGUGUUCCUCGCUGAUUAAUUCUUUCAAUUUGGAAAAUGUCCCACAAGACUUGGAGAUUUGCAUUAGCAUCCAUAAAAACCAGACUAUGCAAGUGCUGCGAGGGAGGAUGCUAAUUGCUAAAAAGGAGAAGGUUCUGGUUCUCGGUCAGAUGCAACUUUAUGAUGAAGGUUCUUCUCAGCAAAGUGUUGCAAUUAAAGUCAACUUUACUCAGCUGCUACAGAAAGAUGAAGAGGGUGUAAAAAAUUUUUAG
Messenger RNA from Clarias gariepinus (North African catfish), 1515 nucleotides. RefSeq lists its product as uncharacterized. Bases 91 to 1515 code for a protein of 474 amino acids. The transcript is spliced from 11 exons. The record is from RefSeq and is a predicted model, not a curated record. NCBI's taxonomy places the organism in Eukaryota, Metazoa, Chordata, Actinopteri, Siluriformes, Clariidae.